CAAGAGAUUUAGGAACCAGAUUCAUAAAUAUUUUGCCAUGGAUGUCCGAAUAGAAUAAAAUUUCAGUACUUUUAUGUUUAAAAUCAAAUGAGAAUAGUCCAAAAUGCAAGUCGAAGAGGCCAGAUACUUAAAAAGAAAAGUAAAAUUCAGUAGUAUUGAUGUUCAUCCCACAGAGAAAGCUUUGGUAGUGAACUAUGAACUGGAGGCAACAAUACUUGGAGAACUGGGAGAUCCAAUGUUGGGGGAGAGGAAAGAAUGUCAGAAAAUAAUCAGAGUAAAAAGUUUGAAUCCAGGCAGUGAUUUGACGACCUUAGCAAAAGAAAUAAUUGAUAAAUGUAAAUUAAUACAUCCCUCUAAGUUACUGGAAGUAGAGCAGUUACUGUAUUACCUACAGAGUCGGAAAGAUUCAGGACCCCCUAGUAAAGCAUCUGGUAAAACCCAAUUACAAGAGAAUCCUGAAGUACCAACCUAUGAUGCCACAGAGAUAGACGAGGUGGCUAACAUCAAUGAUGUCGAUGAUUACAUGGAGUUACUGUAUGAGGAUGUUCCUGAGAAGAUCCGUGGAUCAGCAUUACUGCUACAGUUAUCUAGAAAUCCUGACAAUCUGGAGGAACUCUUCGCCAAUGAGACUGUAAUUGGUGCAUUGGCUCGAGUGUUACGAGAAGAUUGGAAGAAAAGCACAGAAUUAGCGACUAACAUUAUAUACAUAUUUUUCUGUUUCUCCAGCUUUACACAAUUCCAUGGUGUUAUCAUGCAUUUUAAAAUAGGAGCUUUAUGUAUGAACAUUUUAGAACAUGAAUUAAAAAAAUAUGAUUUAUGGAACGAUGAACUUCAGAAAAAGAAGAAACUUGCAGAAUCAGAGAAAGACAAUGUGAAAGUCAAGGAAGACUAUGAAAAGAGCGUCAAGAAAUAUUCAGAACUGGUAAAGAAACAAGAGCAGCUACUUAGAGUUGCAUUCUACCUGUUACUCAACCUAUCAGAAGAUCUAGCUGUAGAAAUGAAGAUGAAAAACAAGAAUGUGGUCAAAAUGUUGGUGAAAUGUUUAGAGAGAGAUAACUUUGAAUUGUUGAUCUUAGUGGUAUCUUUCUUGAAGAAAUUAAGCAUCUUUAUUGAAAAUAAAAAAGAAAUGUCAAAAGAAAAUGUUAUCAGCAAGUUGACAAAACUGAUUCCUUGUGACCAUGAGGAUUUACUCAACAUUACGUUAAGACUGUUAUUGAAUUUGUCAUUUGAUUCUGAACUUAGGAGUAAAAUAGUUAAAUUUGGAUUGUUACCCAAACUUGUAGGAUUACUUAAUAAUGAGAACCACAAGAUGAUUGUGUUGUGUAUACUGUACCACGUUAGUAUGGAUGACAAGGCCAAAUCAAUGUUUACAUUUACAGAUUGUAUACCAAUUGCAAUGAAAUUGUUAUUAGAAAGUCCAGAAAAGACAGACAUUGAACUGUUAUCGUUGUGUAUAAACUUAGCCUCUAACAAAAGGAAUGCUCAAAUUAUUUGUGAAGGUCAAGGACUAAAAAUGUUAAUGAAGAGAGCUUUUAAAUUUAGAGACCCAUUGUUGAUGAAAAUGGUCAGAAAUAUCUCACAGCAUGACGGACCAACUAAAAAUUUGUUUGUUGACUACAUUAGUGAUUUAGCAGAAGCCAUGUUACAAGCAGACAAUGAUGAUUUUGGUGUGGAAGCACUAGGUAUUCUGGGUAACUUAACCAUACCUGACCUAGAUUAUGAACUUAUAAUCAGGGAAUACGAAUUGAUACCCUGGAUAAAGAGGAGACUUGAACCAGGAAGCGCUGAAGAUGAUAUUGUUUUAGAUGUUAUUAUAUUAGUGGGAACUGUGUGCAAUGAUGAUGCCUGUGCCAAACUGUUAGCAGAGUCUAACAUCAUACACUGUCUGAUUGAAUUACUAAAUGCCAAGCAGGAAGAUGAUGAGAUGGUUUGUCAGAUUGUUUAUGUGUUCUAUCAGAUGAUUUUCCAUGAAUCUACACGGGAAGUUAUCAUCAAAGAUACUCAGGCGCCUGCUUACCUUAUAGAUCUAAUGCAUGAUAAAAAUGCUGAAAUACGCAAAGUCUGUGAUAACACAUUGGACAUCAUAGCUGAAUUUGAUCCAGAAUGGGCAAAACGUAUACAGUUAGAGAAAUUCCGUUGGCAUAACUCUCAAUGGUUAGAUAUGAUUGAGACAAGACAAAUGGAUGAAAUGGCUGACCAGUAUUAUGGAGACGAAGGGGGGUACGAUCCUUAUCUACAAGAUACAGAUAUCCUGGACAGACCGGACCUGUUUUAUGGAGAUGCCUAUGAGAAUGGAUACAUUAUGGAUGGACAUUUAACACCAGAAUAUAUAGAUGAGAAUGGAAUGUAUGAUGGUCAACCCUAUGACGGUCAACCCUAUGAAGGCCAACCUUAUGAUGCCCAUGGACAGCCAUACAUGCCAUAUGGAUAUGAUGGUAUAGAUAUUCAGGAUGGAUAUGAACCUUAUGCCAGACCAGAGUCCAAUAUGGGUUUUAUAGAUGAGAGAUAUGCUGGGGCUGUAGACCAAUAUGGAAGACCAAUACAACAGGAGUAUGGAAUGUACCAAAAUGGUAAUGGUGAUGAAGAAGAUGAAUAUGACUUUGGUUAUGGCGGUUAUGAUCCACGAUAAACUUUGGAAAAGUUUUAAUUUAUUUAUAAUUUAACCAAGAUCAUAGAAGUGCACAUGACACAGGAUUUGAUUUAUAGGUGGAUUAAACCAGGGAUUUCAAUUAGAUAAACAAGGACCUAAUAAUAUGUUGGAUGUUACCAAACAUUUGAUAGAAUUUCCAGUUCCAUAUGUAAGCCAUUGGAUAAUCAUUUGUAACCUGAUUGAGUAGGAUAAAUGAAAGUAUUCCUAUUUUCUAUUUUUUUUUCUUUCUAAUUUUAGAAAAGUAUUACAAAAUCCAAGUCCUAGCAAAUGUUUAGCAUUUUUGACUUGGCUGGUUCUUCUGUGCACAAAUAUUUAGUAAAUGUUAUUUUCGUGGCUGAUUGUCAAAUUUUGCCCAUAUGUUCAUUUUUCAGAAAUUUUCCAUGUUUAAGUUUUGUCUCAUUAUAUUUACAACCAGUUUUAAAUUACAAUAUGGAAAGUACUAGCUUCGUCAUUAAGUCACACACAUAUUAUAAUGUAAUUUUGAUUGAACACAUGAUUUAUUUUGGAAUUGAUAUCAGUGUUUUAGCAACACCUUUUGCACAUGAUAUAUUUUCAUGAACACUCUUUCUGAGGGCUAGAUAAUUUAUUUUCAACCAAUCAUUGCUCAGAUGAUGCAUAAGAAAUUCACAGUUAAACAUUCAUUGUAUAAAUGAUAAUUGUUUUUAUUGCAUUGUUAGGUUGUUGUCUCAUUGAUAAAUAUCACAUUUCUCUUACUGAUCAUAUUUGUAGUAUCUGUACACAUUUUUGACAUUCCUCAAUGUUAUGAACUUUGAUCUGCAUAUUUUUACUUGUAAAGUGUAGAUUUUACUGUAAAAUGUUGUAAAAUACAUGAUAUUUUUUGUAAUUUUGUCUUGUAAAACCCAUUAUUUUUUAUUACAAUUUACAGCAAGCAAUCACAGAAAAAAACAUUUUUUAAAAACAUUUGCUGGUUUAUUCAUUCAAAAUUUUCAAUGAAGAUUCUAUCUCUCUGAAGGUUACAGCCUUUCACAAUAUGUUGUACUAAAUACCAGGGAAAUAUAAUUGAAUAGUUACAGAAACCUUGCUCUUUACUCAUGCCUGUUGUGCAUGGCUUCUUUAGAAACAAAGCAGUUUAGGUAUACAUUGUGUCUUUUGUCGUAUUUGUUAAAGAAUCUGUGAUUUAUAUAGUUUCCGUCCAACACUUUUUAGUUGCUGUAAUUUUUCUUUAUUUUUUAACUUAUUUGUUUAUCUAUUUACUGAAUUUACAUCAAUAAUUAAUAAAAGCUAGAAAAUA
Mytilus trossulus (common blue mussel) is the source of this 3902-nucleotide messenger RNA. Its product is annotated as kinesin-associated protein 3-like. Gene Ontology annotation, cellular component: axoneme; ciliary transition zone; kinesin II complex. Gene Ontology annotation, biological process: cilium organization; microtubule-based movement. Gene Ontology annotation, molecular function: kinesin binding. The transcript is spliced from 17 exons. The record is from RefSeq and is a predicted model, not a curated record. Bases 104 to 2629 code for a protein of 841 amino acids. NCBI's taxonomy places the organism in Eukaryota, Metazoa, Mollusca, Bivalvia, Mytilida, Mytilidae.